UGCGAAUUCGUUGAGCUCUUUUGACUUAGAUUCGUCAACGCAUAGCCAGUGCACUUCAAUGUGCAAUGUCCGCCAUUCCAUACAGGUAGCGCCAUUUUGAAAUUGCCUUCAACAUGCAUAUGGAGCUUGUGUCGUGGGUCAUCUGCGCUGGGGUCAGCAUGGUGCAUGCAAUUCCAACGCCGCCAGUCUCUUCGACAUUCUUCCUUCAGCGUCAACUUGUUCAUGAACACAACGUCCUCCGCGAUGCCCACGACCUUCGCCCGAUCGCCUGGAGCGACAGGUUGGCGUCAAUCGCUCAAGCCCACGCCACUUCAUGUCCACGCUACGACGUGAAUCCCAACUUUGUAGACGGUCUCUUUGCCACGGUGGACCAGGUGGCUCCAUGCAGCAGCAUCGCAUGGGAACACGACGACGACAACGAUGGCUUCACAAACUGCUCUGGUCCUGCGUGGACAUGGUAUACCACCGGCGCGUCUCACUGGGACUACACAUCGCAGUUGUGUUUGGAGGACACAACAAAGUGUAGAUCCUUCACAAACAUGCUCAGUCCAUCCGUUCGUUCCGUUGGUUGUGGCUGGUCCACUUGCUCAGCUGCUCAAUCCUCCAAGUUGUCCCUUGUGUGGUGUGUUUACGACGGCGCCCAAGCCUUCCCUAUCAUCCCCCCACGCUCCCUCGCGUUGAAUGACUUGAUGCAACGGUUGCCAGUACCGCCCCCACCAUCCCCCCUGUGUCCCCCUCGCAUCCGUCGAUCCUGGGAAGCAACUUCUACAAACGAUCAACACCUGUUUGUCCAAGCGGUGGCACUCGCCAUGGAUCGCGGGUUCCACCAACUCUUCGUGGACAUCCACGCCGAAACGCUGGGCGAGGCGCACGACAGCUGCGUGUUUCUGCUGUGGCACCGCAAGUUCAUCUUGGGGUACGAGAAUAUGCUGCGGUCGCUCGGUCGUCGAUUCGCGUGUGUGACGCUGCCCUACUUUGACUACAUCCAGCACAACCUCAACUACCUCCACGGCAAGUGCACGUCCCUCGAGUCGUGCUCGCCCUUCUUAGCCGGACUCGGGGGCUCCACCAGCGGCCAUUUGAGCUCCCAGCCGCUCGCCGGGUUUGCGUUCAGCCACUUCAAGUGCGUCGACGCCUUUCCCGCAUCCCAUGCAUGUGCAGUGCCUGGCUCCGACUGCAUGCGCUGCAUCCCCCGCGGCGCGUGGACGCGCACGUACUUCAACUCGACCGCGCUGUCGUUCACGUCCAUCAAGCGCGUCUUGUUUGACGCCGAUGACGGCAUGACGGCGCUGUCCCUGCGCAUCGAGCGGUCGCCCCAUGAUGUGUUUCACUUUACGCUGUCCGCGGCGCUGGCCAACUUCGUCGUGGCAGCGCUAGACCCCGUCUUUUACGGCCACCACGCCACCAUAGACAUUUUGGCGGCGAUCCACCACCGAUGCCGCGUCCGUCCACUCAAAUUGACGAAAGAACAAGCCAAAUUGCACCCGGGGAACUUUCAGGGAUGUGUGAUCAACAAUACGAUGGUGGUCAAGGCGACGUCCCCCGUGGGGUUGCGGCUGCCAGUCGACGGCGUGCCGACCAGUGUGGACGAGUACGCUGUCACGCGGCCGUGGUUUCAGCAUGUGCCACUCACGUACGGAGACAUUGCCGACACGACCAACUUGGGAGUGCACAGCUACCGGUACAACCUCACGGGGUUGUUGGGUACGUUGUACAGCCACUGCGACCACGCUGGCAUGAAUCACACCGCCAACAUGGAGCUUCAAGCCAACUCGGAAGACUAUGAGGAUGAUGACCAACACGUUGUGAUGGACGUGACGGACGUAGACAGCCUCACGUUUCUCGCGUGGCGCUACGAUGUGCUGGUGCAAGCGAGGGCGCAAGGUCUAGCCGACGCCGACGCCGACGACGAGAUGGACAAGAUGGUCGUGAUGGUGUACGAGCACUGCUUGCCAGGGACGCACUCGGAGUACCCAGAGGACUUCAAAGCCAUGUGGAAGAUCCAAGGAGGCGAGCCGUCAAAGGCCAUGUUGGACGGCGUGCUCAGCGGCGCCACGCCCAUUCGGAUUCAAGGAUGGGCGGGUUUGAACCAACGGUACUUUGGCUGUACUGGCGAAAGAAUUGAUAAUUCGAUCAAGACGUCAAUAGUGUAACGUCGUCAGUUUGCACUUGUUGUUUUUGUGCAAGACGCCAAGGUUUUAAAUUGUUCAAGCGACACAUCCAG
Aphanomyces astaci is the source of this 2224-nucleotide messenger RNA. RefSeq lists its product as hypothetical. The transcript has a single exon. The coding region runs from base 114 to 2153 and encodes 679 amino acids. Lineage: Eukaryota; Oomycota; Saprolegniomycetes; Saprolegniales; Verrucalvaceae. The record is from RefSeq and is a predicted model, not a curated record. Gene Ontology annotation, molecular function: oxidoreductase activity.